Messenger RNA from Cyphomyrmex costatus, 1187 nucleotides. Its product is annotated as ubiquitin domain-containing protein UBFD1. The record is from RefSeq and is a predicted model, not a curated record. The coding region runs from base 134 to 1006 and encodes 290 amino acids. NCBI's taxonomy places the organism in Eukaryota, Metazoa, Arthropoda, Insecta, Hymenoptera, Formicidae. Gene Ontology annotation, molecular function: RNA binding; cadherin binding. The transcript has 5 exons.
UUUCGUGCUUUCCGUAAAAAUUUUCGGCGUUCACUACUCUUUGUUCUCACUUUAUCAUUUUUUCUUUCGAUCGCGCGGCAAGUCCGACCGGCAGACAGGUGGAUUGCGACAUUCCGUCGAAAUACGCUAUCUCAUGUGUGGUGUGUGUUUGUAUACUGUAAAGAGCGAUAACAAUGACAGCUGUUGCAACUCGUCUCCUUGUCCGGAACUCGCAUCGAAUCCACAGUCUAUUGAAAAUUCGACGACAGAGACUAAAGAAGCUACAAUGGAAUGUGAAAACAAUGUCAACAGCUCACAGGAUACUACCUUGCAAGAACCAUCCACAGAGAAUAUAGACUUUACAGUGAUUUACAACAAACAGAAGAUUAGUGUAAAUUUUGCUUUAGAUAGCACAGUUGCCGAAUUAAAGACAUAUUUGCAAAAAAUUAUCUCAGUACCACAAGCGAUGCAGAAAGUUAUGUUUAAAGGAUUAGCCAAAGACGAUCAGACUCUAAGAAACUUGGGAGUCACAAAAGGUGCCAAAGUUAUGAUAGUUGGAUCGAAGUUAGAUGAUGUAUUGGCUGUGUCGAUUCCAACAAAACAAGACCUCAUUGGCGAGACUAUUUCUUCGGUGAGCAAAGAACCUCUUUCGCAACAAAAAAUCCAUAGGAAAGUUUUAGAUAAAGGUAUUCCAGAAGAUGUGAUGCCAGGGAUAUUAGAUAGCAAGGAACCUUUACCUGAAUUUCCAUUAGCUGGAAUGUUAAAUAAGUCUGGAGGAAAAGUCAGGCUAACAUUUAAAUUGGAACAAGAUCAGCUUUGGAUCGGCACAAAAGAAAGAACAGACAAAAUACCUAUGAAUUCGAUAAAAGGCGUCCACAGUGAACCUAUUCACGAUCAUCCUGAAUAUCAUAUUAUGGCAAUACAAUUAGGCACUACAGAAGCAUCAAGGUAUUGGAUAUAUUGGGUCCCUGCGCAGUACAUAUCCGCUAUUAAGGACGCUAUUCUUGGCAAAUGGUGUUACUUCUGAUUGAUAAUCGCCAGAAAUCUCGAUUUCUGUAAAUCUUAAUUAAUCGGGUAUAAACAUUGAUACAAACACUGCUGUUGCAUUGACAUAAAAAUUGUCAGCUAGUCACACACAUUUCUAACAGUAAGUAAUAAUUUAUUUUGAGUUGCAUUAUCAUUGCAAAGAAUCCCCAAUAAACGUAGUC